Microthlaspi erraticum is the source of this 441-nucleotide messenger RNA. The record is from the annotation of a GenBank genome assembly. NCBI's taxonomy places the organism in Eukaryota, Viridiplantae, Streptophyta, Magnoliopsida, Brassicales, Brassicaceae.
AUGGAGCGUCUCCGACGGUCUCGUCGAGAAUCGGUCGAGGCGGCUGUUACUCAGGUCUUCGACUCGGUGAAUGACUGGUAUGCUCCUCGCCUCCAUCGCUUGUCGGAUUCGUCGCGCAGCGGGACGUGGUUGAAGCCGCUGUGGGGAGGAGGCAAGUCGACGAAGCUCUCCUUGACUUUCGUGAAGAAGAUCCGGGGAGUGGACCUGAACUUCGACGCGAUGGAGGAGAAGCUCGCGGCCAAGCUGGCGAAGAGUAUCGCGGAUGGGGAUGCGAUUGACGAAGUUGUUAUCGAUGAUGAUGACUUCGCUCCGCCUAACAGCCUUAAACGGCUGGUGCUGCCGGGAUCUCCUUCUCGUCGAGACGGUGAUGGUGCUAUCCGGGUGCGGGACCCUCUACUUCUGGGGCCAAGUCUGCUUAGGCCCCAUUUUCAUUUGUUUUAA